AUGACUAUGGCUAUGGAUGGGCUGCAUAGUCACCCGAGCAUCCUCGACACUCGAGUGAGCGCCUCCCUGGAUCUCAAUGCCCAGAAUUUCCCGCGCCAGCACCCGCAGUGCCGGCUUGGGCCCGUAUCCGUACUUUUUGAAACCGGAAAACUUGGCCGUGUCCCGGAUCAGCCGUGGCGGGUGGCUCAGGCCCAGCACCGUCAGAUCGUGCUUUACGUCGUGCCCGACCAGGAUGCGCGUCUCCUUUUUGGCUCCGCCUACUUCGUCCUCCCCCCGCAGCAGAUCCUCGAUGGCGGUCCGCACCUCUUCGAACGGCCGCGCCAACCGCAGAUGCCGCGCCGACACGCCGCUGACAAAUCCACCACGCUGACCCGUGCCAGCGCGUCAUCCCGUCCGUCCGCGCCGACGCCCACCAUCUCGCAGUCCAGCGCAAUGUACUUGCCGACCGCUAGGCCGGGCGUGCGGCCCGCGUUUUCACGGUCCGUCACGGCGGACGAGGCUGCUGCGUCAGUGUCGCCCACGGCGGCCGCGCCGACCUUGGCCCGGCCCCCAGACAGCGUUGACGUCGCUACACCGCCCAAUCCGUACGCCUGCGCCAUGUCCUCGGCCGAAAUGUCGUGGUCCUCGGCCCACAGCGCCAGCGACGGCGUGAUGCCCUUGGGCAGCAUCUGGCCCUUGCCGUUGUGGUCGUAG
Molecule: messenger RNA, 693 nt
Organism: Sporothrix schenckii 1099-18
Lineage: Eukaryota; Fungi; Ascomycota; Sordariomycetes; Ophiostomatales; Ophiostomataceae
Exons: 3
Coding region: 1-693 (230 amino acids)
Source: RefSeq, a predicted model, not a curated record